AUGGGAAAUAAUGAUUCUUCUGCGCAGUCUUUGUUGAUCUCAAAAAAAAUUGAAUAUGAUGCAUUUGUAAAUCACCGCGGGAUAGACACAAAGGAUACUUUAGCCAGCCUUAUCUUUCAUAACCUUGAGAAAAGGGGCAUCAAGGUCUUCCUUGAUAAGUAUUCGAUUCAAGUAGGGGAUAAAAUACCUGAAACAAUAGAAAAGGCGAUAGCCUCAACCUGUGUUCAUGUAGUUAUUUUCUCUGCUAACUACGCAGAGUCCGAAUGGUGCUUGACAGAACUCUGCUUAAUCCUCAAAACCAGGGCUCCCAUUGUUCCUGUGUUUUGGGGAAUAGAGCCUUCCGAACUUCUAAUGGAAGACAAAGGCGGAAUGUAUGCUAGAGCUUUCAAGAUGCAUUCUGACACUGGUAAAAUCAAGCCUCAAAUACUUGAGGAAUGGAAAUUGGCUCUCCGUGAGGUGUCAGAUAUUAAGGGCCUGAAUAUUCAUGGGUUUGGAAAAUUCUACAAGAUUGUAGCCCGUAAAGUAAUUCAAUGUAGCAGGUUACGAGUUCAGUUUUUCGGACGAAGGAGAGCUAUUAGAAGUAAUUGCAAAGAGCGUAACCGAACAUAUGCAAAGGAUGAAAUCGCAUGUAAAUCAGCUGAGAUGCAAACUCUAGAAAAGGAAAUUUCUUAA
Cryptomeria japonica (Japanese cedar) is the source of this 672-nucleotide messenger RNA. RefSeq names its product probable 2' cyclic ADP-D-ribose synthase BdTIR. Gene Ontology annotation, biological process: signal transduction. The transcript is spliced from 3 exons. The coding region runs from base 1 to 672 and encodes 223 amino acids. NCBI's taxonomy places the organism in Eukaryota, Viridiplantae, Streptophyta, Pinopsida, Cupressales, Cupressaceae. The record is from RefSeq and is a predicted model, not a curated record.